Molecule: messenger RNA, 4556 nt
Organism: Octodon degus (degu)
Lineage: Eukaryota; Metazoa; Chordata; Mammalia; Rodentia; Octodontidae
Gene: Sh3kbp1
Product: SH3 domain containing kinase binding protein 1
Exons: 17
Coding region: 294-2162 (622 amino acids)
Molecular function (GO): protein binding
Source: RefSeq, a predicted model, not a curated record
GCGGGGAGCAGGAAACCCGGCGCAGCCGGGCGCAGCGGGCCGCGAUGCAGCAGCAGCAGCAGCAGCAGCAACAGCAGCAGCAGCAGCAGCAGGAGUCGCCCCGGGGCAACAGCAGCAGCAACAGCAGAGGCAGCAGCGGGGGGCGCUGAGCCGUCGCUGCCUUCUCUGAGAAAGAAGCUAGUCCAGUCGCCGCCGCUCCCUGAACCCUGCGCCCCGGUCCCGGCGCCCCGACCCCCACGCCCGCCUCUGCCAACUUUCACGCUGCCUCGGCGGCCCGGCCCGGCUUGGAGCCAAUGGUGGAGGCCAUAGUGGAGUUUGACUACCAGGCCCAGCACGACGAUGAGCUGACAAUCAGCGUGGGUGAGGUCAUCACCAACAUCAGGAAGGAGGAUGGAGGAUGGUGGGAGGGACAGAUCAACGGCAGGAGAGGUUUGUUCCCUGACAACUUUGUAAGAGAAAUAAAGAAAGAUAUGAAGAAAGACCCUCUCUCCAACAAAGCUCCAGAAAAGCCCAUGCACGAUGUGUCCAGUGGAAACACUUUGCUGUCUUCUGAAACCAUUUUAAGAACCAAUAAGCGAGGUGAGCGACGGAGGCGCCGAUGCCAGGUGGCAUUCAGCUACCUGCCCCAGAAUGAUGAUGAACUUGAGCUGAAAGUUGGUGACAUCAUAGAGGUGGUAGGAGAGGUAGAGGAAGGAUGGUGGGAAGGUGUUCUCAAUGGGAAAACUGGAAUGUUUCCAUCCAACUUCAUCAAGGAGCUAUCAGGGGAGUCGGAUGAGCUUGGCAUUUCCCAGGAUGAACAACUAUCCAAGUCAAGCUUAAGGGAGACCACAGGCUCCGAGAGUGAUGGGGGUGAUUCAAGCAGUACCAAGUCUGAAGGUGCCAAUGGGACAAUGGCAACUGCAGCAAUCCAGCCCAAGAAAGUUAAGGGAGUGGGCUUUGGAGAUAUUUUCAAAGACAAGCCAAUCAAACUAAGACCAAGGUCAAUUGAAGUAGAAAAUGACUUUCUGCCAGUAGAAAAGACUAUCGGGAAGAAGUUACCUCCAACUAUGGCAACUCCAGAUUUGUCAAAAACAGAGAUGGACAGCAGGGCAAAGACCAAGGAUUAUUGCAAAGUAAUAUUUCCAUAUGAGGCACAGAAUGACGAUGAAUUGACAAUUAAAGAAGGAGAUAUAGUGACUCUCAUCAAUAAGGACUGCAUUGACAUAGGCUGGUGGGAAGGUGAGCUCAACGGCAGACGAGGAGUGUUCCCUGAUAACUUCGUGAAGUUACUUCCGCCAGACUUUGAUAAGGAGGGAAAUAGACCCAAGAAACCACCACCUCCUUCCGCUCCUGUCAUCAAACAAGGGGCAGGUACCACAGAGAGAAAACAUGAAAUUAAAAAGAUACCUCCUGAAAGACCGGAAACACUUCCGAACAGAACUGAAGAAAAAGAAAGACCAGAGCGAGAGCCAAAACUGGAUUUGCAGAAGCCCUCUGUUCCUGCCAUUCCGCCAAAAAAGCCUCGGCCACCUAAGACCAAUUCUCUCAGCCGGCCUGGUGCGCUGCCUCCAAGAAGGCCAGAGCGACCAGUGGGCCCACUGACACAUACCAGGGGUGACGGUCAAAAGAUUGAUUUGGCGGGCAGUACGCUAUCCAGCAUCUUGGACAAGGAUCUCUCAGAUCGCAGCAAUGACAUUGAUCUAGAAGGUUUUGACUCUGUGGUAUCAUCUACUGAGAAACUCAGUCACCCAACCACGAGCAGGCCAAAAGCUACGGGGAGGCGGCCGCCAUCCCAGUCGCUCACAUCUGUGUCCGACAACAAGGCAUCCCUGCCACCCAAGCCAGGGAUCAUGGCAGCCGGCAGUGGUGGACCAGCCUCUCUGGCCUCAAUGGUUUCCUCCCCCAUGUCAUCCUCUUUGGGAACAGCUGGACAUAGAGCCAACUCCCCAUCUCUAUUUGGCACGGAAGGAAAACCAAAGAUGGAGGCUGCAGCCAGCAGCCGGGCAGCUGUGGAGGAGCUAAGGACACAGGUCCGUGAGCUGAGGAGCAUCAUUGAGACCAUGAAGGACCAGCAAAAACGAGAGAUUAAGCAGUUACUGUCAGAAUUGGAUGAGGAAAAGAAAAUCCGACUUCGGUUACAGAUGGAAGUCAAUGACAUAAAGAAAGCCCUUCAAUCAAAGUGAAUACUUGAUAACUGAGAUGUCACAUUAUUCAUCCUGAGUCCAAGACUCAAAAUUUUCUGCCCCAGCCAAAAUAAUCUUGUGCCAAAAGAUUAAAGGUUUGCCUCACCAUGUCCCUGUUUGAAAGAUUAGCACAAAAGUCUUGAUAGCACAACACAAAUUCCAUCCAAGAGGAAAAUCUUCCCCCAUGGUGUAGUCCUGGGUCUGGCACUGGUUGUGACUUAGAGCAAAUUGUGCUAAAGGCUUUUCUACUUUGAAAUCUCAUGCGAAAUGAAAACUCAGGCAGUUUAGUCCAUUAGUGGUACUAUUUUGAUGAUAUUUUCCAUUAAUAAAAUGUAAUUUCAGAUUAUUCGUUUACAAAGUUUAUAAUUUUAUGAUUUUUACUCAUGUUUUGUCACAGAUGCCUCUAGUAUUUGUACUACACUUAGUCAGAAAUGAGCAUCUUGUUCUUUUGCUUCAGGUGGAAAGCUGCCUCGCUUUGUAUUCCCCUUUAGGAUUCUAUUACAUAUGCAAGUUUAGGUCCAACCUGUCCCUUCCCCUGCCAGCAGACCCUGCCACCCUAAGAGAAAUUUUAGCUUAUAUAUGAUGGUAUAUUUACAAAAAAUGAAAGAGAAAAUCUGGUAUUUGCAAUGAUCUGUGCCUUCUUUUUACCACCCUCUUGAUUGGAGCUUUUGUGAUGCAGCUACCAUGAUUCAAAAAAUUAAAAAUAAAGAAAUAAAAUUCUGCCACUUAUUCAAGUCCACUAGAGGCCACUGUCUUCACAGCUUCUCUCACCCUAGCCAAAGGUCCUAAGAGAAGGCAGCUGAGAAGUUGGAUGUGCUCUGUGGUGCCAGCUGUGACUUUUCAAGUUUCUCCUACUUUUGGGUUGUUCACACAACUAGAAAUGUUAUCCCUGCUUGAUUUUUCGUCAGCCAAGUUAAACCCCUGCUUCCUGUCUUUUGCACCUUUUGCGUGAACAGAAUAUGCAUUAUUAAAGCAAAAAAUACAAAAUAAAAGUAAAAUGCAAAUGAAAACAAUGGGGGGGAGUUGUAUUAUUUCCUGCACUGGGUUAUCUGUGUGUGUUAUUGUUUAAAAACUGUAUUCACAUAAUGUCAUUUGCCUUGCUCACUUGUAACUCCUUGGGUCCAAGAGAAUGGGAGGAGGGCCUUGUUGAAGUGUAGCCAUUGGAUCUUUCUUGCAUUUAUGGAAUUGCUUUUUGCUUACCAAGGAAACUGAUGUUUGCUUGUCUGGUUUAUCUUUGUAGCACAUGAACAGUUCAGCCUUAGACUAUGUAAGACUGUUUAGGAACAUACUGUAUUGCAAGAUUUUUCAGGGAGUGGAAGUGGAGGGGAUGGUCCUGAAAGACCCCCAAACUUGUUUGAUUUGUUUCUAAUCAGCUGCUUUGUCUACUUCUGGAGUUUUAUAGUGAAAUUACUGAACAUUAAUAGAUUUGCACAACUACAAAGAAUGAGAAUUGAUAAUACUGAAGGAAUGAUGCAAAAAAAAUCACCACGUUAUUCAGCAUUGAAAGUAUAACAAAUAAAUGUCACUUCUUUACUCUUCCUUCUCACUUCCCCUGCCUUGCUCUUGCCUGCAAGCUCAUCCUAUUUGUGGCUCUACCUCCUUCCCAGUAUUUACAGAACCUUAAUGUCCCGGUCUUCUGGGUGGAGACAGUUAAGGGACAGGAGUGUGUAAAAAAGAAGGUCACUUUCUUCAUCCCCAUUUCUGGAUAUCUUGCCAUUUUAGCAGUCUUGGUCUUGGUGUGCUUGGGGCCAGGAACACUAAGGGGCAGUACAAACAGUCCUGCACCCUUUGAUUGUUCCAAGUAUUUCUGCAUUAAACUUGAAGUGGAGAUUUCCCAUCAUCUAAUAUAAUAAUGAGAAGUAGAUUCUUCAGUGUUUGAAUUUCUCAUUUACUCAUCAAGAAAACCCCUAAUGAUAUAGUUUUAUAUAAUGUAUACAGAAUAGGGUUAAUAAUUAAAUUGAUUGCCUUGGGCAUCCUCACAGGGUAGUGGCAACGUGGAAUGUAGAGGGCUGAUUCUUCCCCUCGUAGAGACCACUGUCUUCCUUUGUAUAAGGAAAGGGAGAAGAAAUUGUAGAAAGAGAAGUUGGCAUAUCCAGCUUCAUUAUUGUCCCCUUGGGUUAACCAGCAGGAGGAUUGUGCAUCAUGGAACUGGAUGACCCAUUGCCCAAAAGGCCAUCAUCUUUACCCUUGACAAAAUGGAUCCAUCAAGAAUAUUGAAAAGCUUGGAAGUGUCACUUUUGAAAAAAAAAUUCUUUUGCAUUCAGCAUGGACUUGACCGGGCAUCUAUGGAGAUUAUUUUUUUGCUUCAUUUUCUAAAGUUGUAUUUAGAAAAGUCUUAAGUAUUGAUUGUGCUUUGUAAAAGAAAAUGAUUAAAAUGAAAUUUUGUGAAAAAUA